AAAAUGUUUCUAUAACUGCUAGCAUAACACAAAGUAAGAAAUGGCUGAGACGAAAGAAACACUGCUUGUUAACGGAUCAGCAGAGCAGAAGUCUCCAGUCAGACGCAUGCAUUCAGCAACAGCUUUCACUGUGAGCGUGUCUAAGUCUGACGCUCCACAUUUUGAUCCUUACAAAACAUUGGAAAGAUCCCAGUCUGAAGCUGCUCUUCUGAAAAAUCCACACAGUGCUGUUAAAACUGAAGAUGGAGUUGCAGAAACAUUUUCAGAGCAAGAAAUGGGAACUGAUGGAAUGGACUUUGGGGCCCAUAAUGUAUCUGAAUGUUCAAAAGUGUACCUAGAUUUGUCCACUGCUGAGGCAUAUGAAAAUAUUAAUGAGCAAAUUCCCUAUCCAACUUCUUUGUUUCGAACUGGAUCAGGUAGAUUAUUGGAAACAAUCCCACAGGAUGAAGAAUUGCAAACAGAUGAUGUUCGAUUUAGCCUCAUGGGAGAAAGAUCCAUUUCCACUGAAAGUAAUUCCAGUGCGAGUAGCCUUGAUGAAAGGGCAUCCAAGACCCACAUGAAAUCCCUAACUAUAAAAGAGGAGUCUUCGAGGUACACAGUCUCCAGUUCAUACUCUAAGGUUGGCAAGAGGUCUCCAGACUACACAACUAAAGCAAAAACCAACAUGAAAUCCACCUUCCAGACUUUCUCCUUAAACAUUAAGCAGAAAAUUAAACAACUUCAGAUGGGAUCCGUUCAAGAGCAGAUCCAAGCCAUGAGGGAGAUCAGUGUUAUCAUAGAUCAAGCAUGGGCCAUACCAAGUUUUGGCAGAGACUUAGCAUAUGGAUUGUGUGAUAUUUUGAGGAAUGAAAAAGCACUUGAUAUUAUUGUUAAGAACUGUGCAUCACCCUCUAAUGAUCUGAUGAAGGCUUCAGCAAAGUUGCUUGAUAAAAUCCUGACCACUGGAAACAGGAAGAGGGUAUCGGAAAUAGGCCUGGACAUUGUGGUCAAAAUGGCUGUUUCCUCUAAAGGGGAAACAGAAAUGGCCCGAGUUGUCACUGGUAUAUUAGAGAGUCUCUUUAAGAUAUCAGAAGAUGUAUGUGCAAAGCUGAUAUCCUUGGGAGGAUUAGAUGUUAUUGUGUUUUGGUGUAGAAGUAAUGACCGUUCCACCCUCAGGCAUUGCUCCAUGGCCGUAGCCAACAUGGCCUUGUAUGGAGGAAGGGAGAACCAGGAAGAAAUGACCAAACACAAAGUUCCAGAGUGGUUGUUCCCCUUGGCUUUCAAUGAUGAUGAUGGCGUCCGAUAUUACGCAUGUCUGGCUAUAGCCAUCUUAGUGGCCAACAAGGAGAUUGAGACAGUGGUGCAGAACUCAGGGACUUUGGAAGUGGUUCUACCAUUCUUAACAAGCCACACCCCAAGUCAGUUUGCUCGCAUGGAAUUAUCUCACCAGCAGGGUCGCUCCAAGGACUGGCUGAAACGUCUUGUGGGUCUUCUAUCCAGUAAGAGGGAAGAAGCCCAGGCUUUGGCUGCAUUCCACUUUGCUAUGGAGGCUGGAAUUAAAAUGGAGCAGGGUAAAAAAGAUGUAUUCUAUGAAAUUGGAGCCAUUGAACCAUUGAAAUGUUUGGCAAGUAGUCCCAACCCCACUACCUCAAAACUGGCAUCAGAGGCCCUGAGGACCAUUGGUGAGGAGCUUCCUCAUAAGUUAUCACAGCAGGUGCCCAUUUGGAAUGUCGAGGAUGUAGUCUUCUGGGUCAAUAGAACUGGCUAUGAUGAGUAUACAGACCGUUUUGCCAGAUGUAAGGUAGAUGGAGACCUACUGCUGACAUUGACUGAAGCAGAUCUUGCCUGUAGCUUAGGGAUGGAUUGCAGAAUCACUCAGAAGAGGUUUCUGAGGGAUGUCAAAGAUUUGAAAAUUAAAGCAGACUACACAUCAUGUGACCCAACAGGGCUCAGUGAUUGGCUGCAAGAACUUGGUUCUGAGUAUAGGCAGUAUACUUACACCCUUGUAAAUAAUGACAUUGAUAAGAACUACCUGAUGCAAAUGACUGAUGAGGACCUCAAGGACUGUGGCAUUACUAACAGCAUCCACAGAAAAAAGAUUUCUCAAAAAAUUGCAGAAGAUUCCUUGUACAAUAUCCAACCUAAAACACAAGUCACGAGAAGUACAGAAAGCAGUAUGGAGAGUGUGGACGCUAUGGAUGGAUCAACAAACACAAUCUCCAGACCCAUCGAUGUCUUCAUCAGUUACCGAAGGGUCAACGGGUCACAGCUCGCCAGUUUACUAAAGGUUCACCUCCAGCUGAGAGGAUUCUCUGUAUUUCUGGACAUUGAGAAGCUGAAGGCAGGAAAGUUUGAUGAAAAUCUCCUUAACAGUGUUAGGCUGGCCAAAAACUUCAUUCUAGUUCUGACCCCUAAUGCGUUAGAUAGAUGUAUGGAGGAUGAUGAACAAAAUGACUGGGUACACAAGGAGAUUGUAGCAGCCAUGGAAAAUGGCUGCAACAUUAUUCCCCUGUUGGAUAAUUUUCACUGGCCUCCAUCUGAGAAGCUCCCACAGGACAUGAGACAGAUAACAUUCUUCAAUGGAAUAAGAUGGAUCCAUGACUACCAGGAUGCGUGUGUAGACAAACUGGAGAAAUUUCUUCGUGGGGAAAUAAAUAUGACACACAAACGGGCUGCACUCUUCCAGAUGGGCUCCUCCUCUGAGGGUGUGGUAGAUGGAGGAAAAUACAGCUCCAGUGAAGAAAGUAGUCCCAGCAUUGAUGUGUCACCCAAUCGGGAUGUCUCUUACAGCAGUUGAUGGGUCGCAAUUAAACAAUUAUACACCUCUCGAUGCAUGAUUUUUUUGUCUACAAGAACUUCUGCAAAUGAGCAUAAAUUGAAUUGUUAAAGUACAAUUUAUGUAAAUGGCAAUUGGAAGUUCUACUUUUCAUUUUUUUUUUUCACAGUUUAAAUACAAAAUAACAUGUAAAUGCCAAAAGUUUACUUUAUCAACAAGUAGAGGAAAUUUUUAGGGUGCUUUCUUUAAAUCAUGUAUGCCUCUAGAGUAUGAUGAUUUCAACUGAUUAAAAUUCAUUCAAAAUUAGAUGUCUUUACAUUUACAGUGGAGCCUUGUUAAUCAGGAUGCCAAUAAUCCAGAUGAUUCACCUUCUGGACGAAAUUUGUGAGAAACAAUUUAUGUUUAGAUAUACCAAGGAUGUUUCAUUACUUUGGUCUUUAAUCCGGAUGAUUUAUUCUGGAACACAAGCGUCCAGAUUAACUAGGCUUGACUGUAUUGAUUUAAAAAAAAACAGUUUUUUUAUAUUUACAGUGUAUAAUACAUAUGAAUAGACAAUCCAUUCAAUUUUUAUGUCCCAUCAUAAAAUGGCCGAGGGCAUAUGGUAAUACCCUGUUCCGACAUUCAGUCAUUCUGUCAUCAUUGACUUUCCAUUCAUUAUCUCGGCAACAGUUGUACGCAUUCAACUCAAAUUUGACAAGAAUAUGACAUAGGAAUAGGCAGGUCAAGUUCGAAUUUCAUUGGUCCGAUGAUUUUUGACAGUUAAUCCUUCUUGAACUUUGAAAAAAAUAAAUUUUCAGUUUCGGCUCUCUUACUUUUGUAGGGAUGUAUGUAUAAGGUUGAAAUUACAUAUGCAGGUAUUUUACCAGAAAAUGUACAGGUCAAGUUCGAAUUUGGUAAUGGUCCGAUGACUUUUGACAGAGUUAUCCCUCUUGACUUAGAAAAAUUAAGAAAUUUUCAGUUUCCACUCUCUUACUCUUGUAGGGAUCUAUGAUAAGGUUUGAAUUGCAUAUGCAGAUACUUUAACAAAUUUAAAACUAAAUAUGGUAUUUGAAAUUUUGGCUGCCUGUGGGGGCAUUCGUGGAUUUACGACACAUCUAGUUCUUUUCUUAAAUCUCUUUAUAUAUGUACACCUUGAGACAUGGUAUGGCACUGUAUGUCUGUCAUUCCAUCUGUCUGUUCAGCAAUCUAUGAACUUCAGUUUUCCUAAGUUAGUCAUGCUUUGAGGUAGGCUCAUGCUCUCUCUCUCUCUCUCUUUCGAUUAAUCAGAAUAUUUGAUACUUGAUGUCAUAUUGAUUUGUAGAGUAGGUUUAAGAUUUAUAAAUUCUGCCCAAUUCUUACCUAGUCAUAGCCUUGGAAUCAAAUUUACUAUAUAUUUAUGAGUAUUGCAAAGGGAGGUAAAUCCGAGAUAAUGCUUACAGGUUAUGGAAAAAACUUGGUGUUCAUUGUUUGGGGGAAAAUCAGUUCAACAAGUUGAUCUGCAUGGAUAAUUUAAAUUAAGUCAUUUUUAAUAAAUUUUGAAGUCUUUUAGAUCAUUGAAGACAUACUUUUUUGAUUUUAAUUUAAAGUUAUGGCCCUAGAAAACUAGAAAUAUCUUUGGAAAGGAUGUAGGUAUGUUAAAUGGAUGUAUAUUGAACGCUUGGUGGUAUUUUGUUCAGUAUAUGUAUUUCAUGAAUUUUUGCCCACCUUUUUACCCCAUUUUACACUUUGUUUGUUUCAUAUGCUUAUUGAUUGUGAUAUUAAUGGCUUAAGGGUUAUAUACAUGUAACAAAAUUGAGGUUUGCCGACGAUGCAUUUGUCAUGGAUAAGUACCAUCUUAAAACUAAGAAUUUGAAUCUUGUUAUCUUUUACACAAUAUGAUAUAUGUAUAUGUAUAGUUAUCCAUUUAUCUUUUUAUUAAUCAUCCUCAUCAGAUGUUUUUCCAGGUUUUGAAAUCCUUGCUGCACUCUUAAAAAGUAUUAUGUGAAUAUUUUCUUUAAAGUCCGUAAAUGUAUAAAAUUUUGAAUGUGUUUGGUAAGACACUUAUCAUUACAAUCCAUACACAAUAAACAUAUGAUUAACAAACAUAGAUACUUUUUGGUCUAAUAACAAAAUACGAAACAGGUUUGAUGACUUUGAAUACUUAAAACUCAUUUAGUUUUUCAUAUCUGAGUGACCCACAUAAAUUAAAAUUUGAAGCUCAUGGAAAGAAAUGUCUAACACUUAAAUUCAUGGAAUUUUAUAACAACAUGUGUGAUCAUAUGUGUCAUUUUUUGGGGUUUUGUUUUGCACAUUCUGUACCCUAGAGGUAUGAAUGGUAAUAUUCCAGUCAUGACUGUAAAAAUAAUAAUGAAUGUUUCAUAGUUCUUUGGUAUAGAAAUGUUGCUUGACCUUGACAUCAUAUAAUUUUAAUAAAUGUAACAAGAA
Molecule: messenger RNA, 5158 nt
Organism: Saccostrea echinata
Lineage: Eukaryota; Metazoa; Mollusca; Bivalvia; Ostreida; Ostreidae
Product: NAD(+) hydrolase sarm1-like
Exons: 9
Coding region: 41-2776 (911 amino acids)
Biological process (GO): negative regulation of MyD88-independent toll-like receptor signaling pathway; signal transduction; response to axon injury
Cellular component (GO): dendrite
Molecular function (GO): NAD+ nucleosidase activity; signaling adaptor activity; protein binding
Source: RefSeq, a predicted model, not a curated record